AUUGUUUUUUUUCCGAACGAAACGAAGGUGUUGUCGUCUGCUGCUGUCUGCUAAGUGCUUAUGUGAUUUUAGUGCUCAGACCUACCAGCGUUUUCAAGUUUCAAAAUGAGCAACGGGAAUGUGUUGAUCGUUCUAGGAAAAAAUGGAAGUAAAAAAUUUGAACUACAAGUUACCUUUCAAACUACCGUUGGCGAAUUGUGUGCUGAAAUCGAAAAAGAAACGGAUAUACCUGUUAACUGUCAAAGAGUUAUUUACAACGGACGAGCUCUAAAUAAUCACGCUGAAGACAUGCAAAAAGACCUACAUAAUCUAGGGUUAAAAUCCCCUGCCAAAGUGCUAGUGCUUGGUAAGAAACCAGAUGAAGAGGAUGAAAAUUACAAAUUGAUGAAGAAAUGGGAGAUUUCUUGUGAUUCAGUCACAAAUCAAGUUAGUAGUAUUGAAAAAGACAUCCUUGAAAUGGAAAGGGGGUUUGCUCCUAAGGAAUUGUUUGACAAUCUACCAAAAGUUGAAAAAAAGAUAAACUGUCUAGCAGAAGAAUUAAUGAAGAUUUUGAUAUCCCUUGAUGCACUAAGUUUCAAAGAAGACCAGAAAGUGGCUAGGGCAAAAAGGAAAUGUAUAAUUGAUAAAAUUCAUUCGUUGCAUAGAAAAUGUGAUGAAAUGGUUGCUUCAGUGAAGCAGUUGCAAAGUACAAAAUCUUAAUGAUGGGUUAAGUAAUCUAAAUACGGAAAUAUAUAAAAUGUUUAAUAUUCUGCCUUAUUAAUACUUAUAACUAUAUAUUACUAUGUAAGCAAAUGUUGUGGAUUGUAAUUACAUUUUGAUAGAAUGGUUAAAAGUGAAAGUGACUCAACGCGCGCGUGUUAAACAUUUUCAACUGUAAGUGGUAAACGUCCAGCUGUUGGGCCUGAACGUCCAAAAUAGUAAUAAUACAAUGAAUGUAUUUAAUGUGACUUGAUCUCCAUGGCCUAGGUCAAUGCUUUGGCAUAUUCUUUUUGUUUUGACUGGCGUUUUAGCUGAAUGGAGGAUAGUUUUCUUUUUAUAACUAAAAAUUGGUAAUGUACACAGGUUUUCAAGUCGUUCGAGUUCGAGUCAUCAUCAUGAAAAUGUGGAUUAAAUUGAACUUGUGUCUUGCCGUAACUAUAGAUGGCUAUUCGAAAUCUGUCAGUGAGUCAGUCACAUAGAUGGGACUGGGAGAGGUGUAGAACAAACAACAAAUGCCGAAAUUUAUUUCCUGCUGCUGUUAACUUAUUUUAUUGACCUUUGUGUCCACAAAAUAUAUAGGUGAAACUGUAACUUUCAUAAUCUAAUCACCAUAGUUGAUACUUACACUUCAUCCCUGUAUUCUAGUCGAUUCGUCUAGUAUUCUACAUAAUGUGUGCAAGAAGCUUGUCCUUGUCUGCUGUCAUCUCAAGAUCUCAUUUAGGUAUUGCAUCAUAGCUGGGUAUUGACUUCACAACCAGAUUCUUUGCCAUUUGCAAUUGGAAAGAUCAGUUUAGGUAAGUCAACAUUUACUAGGCAUUUCCAUGUAAACUUUCACUAUAUGUACCACAAAUUUCACACUGAUGCCCAGGGUAUUACAGUCGGAUGUUACAUUUGCUUCUGUGUUUGAAGUUUUUUUUUUCCAGUCGAGUUUUUACGGUGCACAUUUAGCCACGGUUUGAUUUUUAAGUCUUAAGUCUGUAACUUAACUACUUAAGAAUGAUUGUGUAUUAUUAUAAUUAUUCUUUGUUAUUAUGGUUAAUACACGCAUUUUUUAAUCUA
Molecule: messenger RNA, 1758 nt
Organism: Daphnia pulicaria
Lineage: Eukaryota; Metazoa; Arthropoda; Branchiopoda; Diplostraca; Daphniidae
Exons: 4
Coding region: 106-699 (197 amino acids)
Biological process (GO): protein stabilization
Cellular component (GO): cytoplasm; nucleus; cytosol
Molecular function (GO): protein-folding chaperone binding; adenyl-nucleotide exchange factor activity
Source: RefSeq, a predicted model, not a curated record